AUGUAAACGGCACAGAAGCGCAGUGCCGCAUUCGGGGGCGCGGGGUAGUUCAGUCCGCUGCGGCCGGCAAGCGAGGCAGCAUGUCCCGUGCCGCGCCAUUAGCUCUCGCGCUCGCGCUACUCGCCACUCUCGCCGCGUGCGUAGAGGAAGAUUGUAAAGACUGGGAGGGCAAAUCAGUGCCUCACGGGCUGUUGUAUGUGCCAGGACCAGGGGUGUGUUCCAUCUGUGUGUGCUACCACUCGCAGCCCAUGUGGUGCAAAGCUAUUUACUGUGAUCCGCCUUAUUUCUGCAAAAAUUUCCGAGUUGGGGAGCGUUGUUGUGAAUUUGAGUGCUUGGACCCACCUGGAGAAGACACCAGGUAUCGUGAACGACAACGUUUACGAGCGCUCAUCCUUGCUGGCAACUCUUCGGCACCUCACACCAAACCUUCUUUACAAAUCAAAGCUGGGAUCUCAUUAAUAGCAGUAGCUGUUGCUAGAUUCGUCUGAAGAGAGACAAUUUGACGAUAUAUUUUCGUGCACUGGUGAUAAAUAACGGAUAUAUCGUAGGCUCUUGUGAUUUAUUAAUCAGCCAAUCCAAGUAAAUAUAACUCGAGUUAUAAAAUCGUAUAGAUAUACACGGUGCUAAGGUAUCUUAGUGGUUGACAUCCUCUUCUCAGAACUUUACCUAAAUAACUUUUAACAACUUAACCUAAAAUCUGAAAAGAGACGCAACUAUGUCACUCAAAAGUGACACCUCUUACAGAGGGAAAUGUAUGUUCGUAUUAUUCUGUGAUUACAACACGAUACUUCAAGAUCAAUCCAAGACAAGAUGGUACUUUAUAUAAGAUAAUUUAGUAAAUCUAAAAACAUUUCGACUCUUAAAAAACCUUAGUAAAAAUUCUUGUUACAAUUUCCUCCUAACUCACUAUCUUUUUGUAAUAACUCAAUUGCCAAAGAAAACACCAAUUUACCUCUAUCGAUACCUUUUAUAAAUUCACUUAAGUUACAUUAAGACUUUACUUAGCUAGUCAUAUUUUUACAGAAACAAUUUAGCUUACAAUUAAUUUCUAUUUUUAUCGGUAAAAUAAUAGAAUAUUAAUCAGACGAUUCCGUUUUUGCCUGUAAAAAGAAAUAAGGUAUUUACACCGACAAUAAUCAUAAAAGCUAGAAUAAGAUUUGAGAUCUUGCUUUUAUGCGUAGAAUUGUUACAAUGAUUAAUUUAUAAUGUUACAUUUCCUCGAAUUAUAAUAAAAUUUUGCAAGCAAUAUGCGGAGUAUCUACAGAAGUCUUCAACUUUCAACAAAAUGGCAGACUGCCAAUUUUAUGUUUACCAAUUUUAAACAAAAAAAAAAUUAAUUUAAAAUUGUGAGGAUCUAUAAAUUAUCAGUAUGAUUUCGUAAAAGAUACGGUAGGAAUAUAACUUCAGUCGAUUGUCAUAUUGCUUAAAAGAUAUUCAAGAAUAUGGUAAAGUAUGGGUACUUACCGUUUUUUAAUUUUUAAGUGAUUUGUUUUUACUUUUUGUACGCUUUGUUUUGUGACUAGGGCUAUUAUGUCAUGGCUAAUUUGAUAAUUUAAAUAUUAGUAUUUAAGUUUAAAGAUAAUAAUUUAUUACACAGAUAAUAAUUAGAUACAAAUAAAAUGUUCGGACCAAUUUUAUGUAAACAAGUAGCCUGGUGUUCGAUAUUUUAUUUUCCAUAUUAAUUUUCAUGUUAAAUGUGUCUUGUCCCGUAGAAACUAAAAAGAGUACAGAUAACAACAAUUAUGUACCAUUUUGAAUAUAACGCUUUAUCGACGUACCACGCUUAAUAAUAUAUAAUAGAAAGAAGAAAAAAAACAAUUAAAUUAUACAAUGAGCACCUACAAUAUAUAAUUUUUUGUAGUCGAAUGUACUUAUGUACUUUAUGGUGCAAUAAUUCCCUAAAAUUUGUAUAAUCCACAUUAAGUGUUGCAACAAUUUAAUUAUAUUAAAAAGAAAAUUGCAAUAUUGUACAGUGUAUACAUCGUGUACAGAAUAUAUAAGUUCAUGUUCAUAAAUGUAUAAAUCAAUUAAAACUAAACAGAUGACGCACUUGUAAUAAACAACUUAUGUAGUGUAUAAUUUACUAAAGUUUUACUGUAUUAUCUGUACCGUUAAAUAUUGCAAUUAAUUUCCUGUGUGGAUGGACCAUAAAAUUAAGGAAAAGGUAUCUGAAACAUUGUGUAAUUAUAUCGUAUGCUAAUUAUUUUAAUGAAAAUCUGUGUGCCUUACACAGCCCUUCGAGAUUUCGCUCGAAAUAACAUAAAACAAUUUAUUCUCCCUUCUACAUUAUAUAAAAAUCCAGUGAUAUUAUAAAGUAGAUAAAUUAUAGAAUAUACCAAAUGAAAGAAUUAUGAAAUUCUUCACUUCUUAAUAAAUCGUGUAGAUAGGCACUUGAAAAUUGUAGCUUUAAAUUACUUACGUCAUAUCAUCGGCUAUUAGGCCUAAUGCUCACUGAGACAUAUAGCCACGGUAACAGCUUCAUCACGACGUAAUGAUGUUGUAAAAUUACACACUAUCGAAUUUGUUAUCGUGUCCUUUGUCGAAGCACACGCCUAGCCUUAGAAUUUUAAAAUACAGCAAUGCGAUAGAAAAGCUUAGAUUUACUUUCAAUUUAUUUUUCAUUAUUAAACAUAAGCCAGAUUACAAUGCUAGAUACUUUAUUAUCUCAUUUAAAGAACUAAGUCACUGAUGUGUCUAUGUUAUUCUUGUAGGGCUACAGGAUAGAUAAAUUAUAUGCUAAUAAUUAUACCAAUUAUAAUAACUGAUUUAAUUAUAUGCUUCGAUAAUACAAAAAUAUUCCAUUGCUAUCCAAUUUUAAACCAAACAACAGUGUGAAAAAUAAAAAAAUAAUUUUCAUAAUUAUGAUAUCUGAUUUAAAUGAUGAAAAAUACUGUAUAAUAUAGCUUCUUAUUUCAUGAAUAAUUUUAAAAUAACUAUAAUUAUGGCAAUGUGAGACGUAAUUAGCUUAAAAGAUAAAAUAAAACAACGUCCCCAGAUGAAUAGCAAGAAUUUUACAUUAAUUCGUAGAUAUUAAUUCGACAUAGCUAUAUAGCGUGACCAAGAUAUUCGACCUAGGUCAUAGGCAUAAUGACAUAAAAAAGUAGCUUUGACAAUAAAAAAAUUCGCUACACACAUAGUGUUUUAUAAUGACAUCUUCACAUGGCAAUUAUAUUAGGAUUAUUCAAAUUUGGCUUAAACAUUGACAUCUAGAUAUCUUCAUAACAUAUCAACUAAAAUGAAUCACAUCCUGCUUAAUUGUGAUAGACAAAAUUUAAAGAUUAUUUUUAAAUAAAACUAACGAUCUAUUUAUGAGAUAUAAGAAAACACCAAGUAACAAUUAAAGGAUAUUUAAACAAUGUAACCUGUCAAAAAAGACGUUAACCUGUUAAAAUAAAUACAGAUUGUCUGUUUGAUUUUGACUACAAUCUAUUUUCUGUAUAUAAUAAUGCUUCCGACUGUACUUAUGGCUUAUGAUGAAAUGAUAAUAUUAUUUUUAUAUUCCGACAUUUGGAUCCCUAAUAAACAGCCGGUACCGUCUACAUUAUACAUAAAAUUAAAUAAAGAAAAAUUACAGUACCUACUAAUCUAUUUUAUUUGAAACAAUCGAUACUGCUGUUAACAGAAUAUGUAUUUAUUAUUUUUGCCCUAAUAAAUUACAAAAUUAAAAAACAAGCCUGAAGAUCAUAAGAAUGUUUUUAUAAGUUUAUAUAAUGUUAAUAAUGACGAAUGUGUUUUUAAAAGGGGUUAGUAUAGGGUUGCUUAAGUCAAACACCUACACCAUUUGAGUGCAUCAAUACCUACAUUAUAAUGAGAAAUUAAAAGUAAUCGUAUUUUUAGGUAAAUUCAUUACAAAAUUAAAAAAAUAAAAUCUACAGACCUCACGACGUAUGUAUGCGAAUUUCUUAGAUAAAUACUUACACCAGAAAGGGCUUGUUUAUUAAAAGUAUUUCUUUAUUAAUUAAUUAAUCUUGUUAAUCUUGCAACUAAAUGUAAACCAGAUCCAAUCAAAUGUUUGAUAUGAAAUUUUGCUUUUGGUGCACUAAAAAUAUAUUGAUGGAAAUAAAGCUAAGUGAACCGUGAUAUUAUUUUUCUAGUGUUAAUUAAUAACUGUCUGCUUUACAUUAGGUGUGCGAGUAAAGUGUAAUUUAAUAGGAGGAUAAUUUUUUUUUCUUGGGAUGAGUAUAUGCCCCGCACUCUUGCCCGACUAAACCCAAACAAAGCAAACUAUGACAUAAAUUAAUGGAAUAUCAAUGAUUUUUUAUUAAUAUGUGCAUCAUAAAUAGUGUCAUUAUUGAGCAGAAAUUAUAAUAUAAAAACAAUAAUAAUGUUUGCAUAGUGGCAUUGUUCAUUUCAAAACCUUACACAAUGUCAUUAUUCUGUUAAAUUUUCACGCUCAUAGCUUAUAAUAAUGUCUCCAAUUAAUUUAAUAAUAAACCAUAAUGUACCUUACCUAAUUCUAAGUAUCAUUUGUAUUCAUUUUGAUCUUGAAUAAAUGGUGUGAAAAUAUACAUAUUUUUUAAAUUAUUACAAUUGUAAAUACAUGCAAAUAAAUAUUUAGCUCAAAUAAAUCUUAGUCCAAAA
Molecule: messenger RNA, 4581 nt
Organism: Vanessa tameamea
Lineage: Eukaryota; Metazoa; Arthropoda; Insecta; Lepidoptera; Nymphalidae
Exons: 3
Coding region: 81-488 (135 amino acids)
Cellular component (GO): membrane
Source: RefSeq, a predicted model, not a curated record